CCAUAGCCUACACUGCAGAUUAUCAGAAAUGGCAGUCGUAGCUAUUGGUUGGUGACUUUUUCCUAAGUGGAAAUCAGCGCUGUAAAAUUGACAAAAUGCCACUGGACUUUAUAUCCGCGUGAUAUAUGUGUAACUCUUUAUUUCGGAAGUGACACCUAUGUAACAAUGUGCCUCAGAAUCAACGCUUCCUAACCGUUUGUACAAUCACACCCCUCCGACCAGCUUUUGUCAACGUCACUGGAUUUCGCGUGGUCUCAUGUCACGUUCAGGACACCUCGGAACUGGACCUCGGAAAUAAAGACAUAUUGCAAAUGCAAAUACAGGUUUCAAGGCGCCUUGAACGUGGCUUUGACUCCUAACCCAGCAGCCAACAGCGGGUUUUAUAAAUCCGACCUACGAUUCACCGCGUUCGGAGAAAUUGAACAUUGCAGUCAGAGGAUGACUGCAACGCGUGAAGGGAUGACGAUGGGACCGCUUGUCGCAGCUAUCGACCAAGGCACGAGCUCGACCAGGUUUCUGGUGUUUAAUGCUAAAACGGCAGAGCUGCUCAGUCAUCACCAGGUUGAGAUAAGGCAGAGUUUCCCUAAAGAGGGCUGGGUAGAACAGGAUCCUAAGGAGAUUCUACAGUCUGUCUACGACUGCAUGGAGAGGACCUGUGAGAAGCUGGGCCAACUUCACAUCGACGUCUCCCACAUUAAAGCCGUCGGAGUGACCAAUCAGAGGGAGACGACCCUAGUCUGGGACAAAGAGACGGGCGAGCCGCUCUACAAUGCAAUUGUUUGGCUCGAUCUGCGCACGCAGUCCACCGUGGAGAGACUGAUCAACAAGACGCCUGGCAAGAGCAAGAACCAUCUGAAGCACAAAACGGGCUUGCCCAUCAGCACAUACUUCAGUGCCGUAAAGCUGCGUUGGCUGAUGGACAAUGUGGAGGAGGUGGCUGAAGCUGUCCUGACCCACCGGGCCAUGUUCGGCACCGUGGACUCCUGGCUGAUCUGGUGUCUGACCGGGGGGAAGAGUGGGGGGGUCCAUGUCACAGACGUGACCAACGCAAGCCGGACGAUGCUCUUCAACAUACACACACUGGACUGGGACCCUGAACUCUGCAGAUAUUUUGGUGUCCCGAUGGAAAUCCUUCCCAAAGUGAAGAGCUCCUCAGAAAUAUAUGGUUCCAUGAAUUCUGGCUCCCUGGCAGGAGUGCCCAUCUCAGGGUGUCUAGGGGACCAGUCGGCUGCUUUGGUCGGUCAGAUGUGCUUCCAGGAUGGACAAGCUAAAAACACGUAUGGAACCGGUUGCUUCCUGCUCAGAAACACAGGAGUGGAGCCGGUGAUGUCAGACCACGGCCUCUUGACCACCAUUGCCUAUAAACUGGGGAAGGACGCCCCAGCCUACUACGCUCUCGAGGGCUCGGUGGCCAUAGCUGGGGCGGUGGUACGCUGGCUGAAGGAUAACAUGGGAAUCAUCCGCUCCUCAUCUGAGAUAGAGAAGCUGGCAGGCGAAGUGGGCUCGUCGUACGGUUGCUACUUUGUUCCAGCCUUCUCUGGUCUGUAUGCCCCUUACUGGGAGCCCAGUGCACGAGGGAUCAUCUGUGGUCUGACUCAGUUCACUAACCGCAGUCACCUGGCCUUCGCCGCUCUGGAGGCUGUGUGCUUCCAGACCAGAGAGAUCCUGGAUGCCAUGAAUCAGGACUACGGGGUUCCUCUGAGUCAGCUACAGGUGGAUGGAGGCAUGACAUCCAACAGACUAUUGAUGCAGCUACAGGCUGAUAUACUCUGUGUUCCUGUGGUGAAGCCAUCCAUGCCAGAGACCACUGCGCUGGGCGCUGCCAUGGCCGCGGGAGCAGCCGAAGGUGUCGGCGUCUGGAGUCUGGCGCCUGGUGACCUCGCAGCCGUCCCCACUGAGAGAUACCAACCCCAGAUCAACACGGAGGAGAGUGAGUUCCGGUACGCACGCUGGAAGAAAGCUGUCCAGAAGGCCAUGAACUGGGAGACCACGGAACCAGUCAGUAAUGGGAAUGGUACCGUCGAUUAAGACCACCAGUAGCAGGAUCAGAGCUGGCACAGUGGGCACAGAAUGAAUAUAGAGGAUUGGAGGCGGAAAAAGACGGAACAUGCAGAACGUAACCCUAACCCUUUUUGGGCAUGCUUUAUACUGACCUUCUUUCUGAGAGCAUUCCAUGUCCACAGCCUGAUAUCACCCACUGUACCUAAACAGCCCCCUAGUCCUAUUCCCACCCUAACCCUAUUCCCACCCUAGUCCCACUCUAACCCUAGUCCCACCCUAGUCCUAUUCCCAUCCUAGUCCUAUUCCCAUCCUAGUCCUAUUCCCACCCUAGUCCUAUUCCCACCCUAGUCCCACCCUAACACUAUUCCCACCCUAGUCCUAUUCCAACCCUAGUCCCACCCUAACCCUAUUCCAACCCUAGUCCUAUUCCAACCCUAGUCCUAUUCCCACCCUAGUCCUAUUCCCACCCUAACCCUAUUCCCACCCUAACCCUAGUCCCAACCUAGUCCUAUUCCAACCCUAGACCCACCCUAACCCUAUUCCCACCCUAGUCCUAUUCCAACCCUAGUCCUAUUCCAACCCUAGUCCUAUUCCCACCCUAGUCCCACCCUAACCCUAUUCUCACCCUAGUCCCACCCUAACCCUAUUCUCACCCUAGUCCUAUUCCAACCCUAGUCCUAUUCCAACCCUAGUCCUAUUCCCACCCUAGUCCUAUUCCCACCCUAACCCCAUUCCCACCCUAACCCUAGUCCCACCCUAGUCCUAUUCCAACCCUAGUCCUAUUCCAAACCUAGUCCUAUUCCCACCCUAACCCUAGUCCCACCCUAACCCUAGUCCCACCCUAGUCCUAUUCCAACCCUAGUCCUAGUCCCACCCUAACCCUAUUCCCACCCUAGUCCUAGUCCCACCCUAACCCUAGUCCAAUAAUGAUGGGUGUCAAAUCAAAGUUUUCCAUUAUUAAGCUGAUGACAAAGGCUGCAAUUUGCUUUUAAUAUAAUCCAGGCUCCACUCUGUCAUCUGAAGUUACUUUUAAAUGUGUAUGUUCCAAAGUCUAAAUGUGACCACUGAAUCUCCCAGGUAUUGUCAUUAUGUAGGACAGAAAAUAGAUAGGCUAACCACCUAAAAGUACUUUGAAUUUUAUGUAGAUGAGUGUCCUCCUUUGAACCUCAUAAAGGGGUUAUUGUGAAAAAGCUCAGGUUAAUGUUGUGUUUUUAUUUUCAGUGUUAUUUUGCUACUGAAGCAGGAACAAGCAGCCUUGUUUUUCCUAUCUUUCUGCCUGUAAUUGACUAUGGUUAUGCACUGUACAAGCAUUUUCUUGUGGUCUCAUUGUAUGCUGGACUGUGUGGUGUACAAAGUUAAAUAACUUGCCUGGUUUUAGAUGUGUUCACCAGUUUUGGGGAGGUUUGAUGAUCUAGAUGACCAGGUAAAGGGAGUUCAUAACUAAACCGUUGAUCAAAGAAUUAAAAAGGAGGAGGGAGAAAUAAUCGAUUAAGGCCACUGGUGUUACAGCUCCCAAUUGGGAACUCCCCAGAACUUUCCAGGACAUUCCAGGACAUUCCAGGACAUUGUUCCCUCUGCCUGGGAUGAACUACAAAAGACGAUUUUAAAUAUAUGAUCAAAUCUAUGGUGGAUUAUCAUUUGGGGGACUGUAAAUGCUUUGACCCUCACCUUGCACUUUACCUCUGACAAUUUAUGUAUAAUUAGGAACUGUGGAAAUCUGUGUUUUUAUGUUGUGACUGUACAUAACUUCUGUGUGCUGCCACUCUCGGGAAAAGAGAUUUUAAUCUUGAUUUGGCCAAAGCUGGUUAAAUCAAGAUUAAGGAAAUUAAAUGUAUUUGAUUAUG
Messenger RNA from Esox lucius (northern pike), 3845 nucleotides. RefSeq names its product glycerol kinase. The transcript is spliced from 20 exons. Lineage: Eukaryota; Metazoa; Chordata; Actinopteri; Esociformes; Esocidae. Gene Ontology annotation, biological process: triglyceride metabolic process; glycerol metabolic process; glycerol-3-phosphate biosynthetic process. Gene Ontology annotation, cellular component: mitochondrion. Gene Ontology annotation, molecular function: glycerol kinase activity. The record is from RefSeq and is a predicted model, not a curated record. Bases 439 to 2028 code for a protein of 529 amino acids.